AUGUUACUCUUCUGCCCUCAUUGCGCAAAUAUCCUCACCGUCUCCCUCACAAAUACACGAACCAACCGACUCGAAUGCCGAACUUGCCCUUUCGAACAUCACAUCACCGAGCCUGUCUUUUCGCGACGGAUGUAUGAGCGUGUCGAGAAGGAGGAUGUCUUCGGCGGUCCUGGCGCCUGGGACAAUGCGCAAAAGGGUCGUGUUCAGUGCCCUAACGAGGGAUGCGAGGGAGAUGAGGCAGCAUUCUUCCAGGUUCAGAUUCGCAGUGCUGAUGAGCCCAUGACGAGUUUUUACAAGUGCAUGACCUGUGGUCACCGGUGGAGAGAGAACUGA
Fusarium tjaetaba is the source of this 333-nucleotide messenger RNA. RefSeq names its product DNA-directed RNA polymerase III subunit C11. The record is from RefSeq and is a predicted model, not a curated record. Gene Ontology annotation, cellular component: RNA polymerase III complex. Gene Ontology annotation, molecular function: DNA-directed RNA polymerase activity; zinc ion binding; nucleic acid binding. The transcript has 2 exons. Gene Ontology annotation, biological process: termination of RNA polymerase III transcription; DNA-templated transcription. Bases 1 to 333 code for a protein of 110 amino acids. Lineage: Eukaryota; Fungi; Ascomycota; Sordariomycetes; Hypocreales; Nectriaceae.